Messenger RNA from Chelmon rostratus (copperband butterflyfish), 2942 nucleotides. RefSeq names its product pre-B-cell leukemia homeobox 1a (gene pbx1a). Gene Ontology annotation, molecular function: RNA polymerase II cis-regulatory region sequence-specific DNA binding; DNA-binding transcription factor activity, RNA polymerase II-specific. Gene Ontology annotation, cellular component: nucleus. The record is from RefSeq and is a predicted model, not a curated record. Lineage: Eukaryota; Metazoa; Chordata; Actinopteri; Chaetodontiformes; Chaetodontidae. Gene Ontology annotation, biological process: neuron development; brain development; embryonic organ development. The coding region runs from base 345 to 1631 and encodes 428 amino acids. The transcript has 9 exons.
UCCCUACAGUAGCGGUGCAGGAGUGGCCAAAGCCAAAAGCAGCGAUUCAGAUCAGAUUUCACCUAAACCAGCUGGGAGAGACACCGAGAGAGAGAGAGGGAGAGAGAGAAGGGGGGAGAGGGAGGGAGGGAGAGAGAGAGAGAGAGAGGGUUUGUCAGUCUCCCUCCUCCCAAAUCCAGAAAAUCUUACCAAGGAAAAAGGAGGAGUGUCGGGGGUGAGAGAGACGCAGAGGAAUCCAGAGGAAUUUCCGAGGAUAUUUUCCCCUUCUUCACCCCCCCUCCAGCCCCUCUCGUGGUAUUGAAUUUUAAAAGUUGGAGGCGAGGCAGCGGGGACCGCGGUCGAGGAUGGACGAGCAGCCUCGGUUGAUGCACUCCCACGGGGUAGGCAUGGCCGGACACCCCGGCCUGGCGCAGCAUAUGCAGGAUGGCACGGCGGGGACGGACGGAGAGGGAAGGAAGCAGGACAUCGGAGACAUAUUACAGCAAAUCAUGACCAUCACAGACCAAAGCUUAGACGAAGCACAGGCGAGGAAGCAUGCACUGAACUGCCACAGAAUGAAACCUGCUCUCUUCAACGUCUUGUGUGAAAUAAAGGAGAAAACAGUGCUCAGUAUCCGUGGCGCCCAGGAGGAGGAGCCUCCAGAUCCCCAGCUGAUGCGACUGGACAACAUGCUGCUGGCGGAGGGCGUGGCCGGGCCGGAGAAAGGCGGCGGGUCGGCGGCCGCGGCGGCAGCAGCAGCAGCCACCGGCGGCGUCGGUGCUGACAACUCAGCGGAACACUCCGACUACCGGGCCAAGCUGACUCAGAUCCGGCAAAUUUACCACACGGAGCUGGAGAAGUAUGAGCAGGCGUGCAAUGAGUUCACCACCCAUGUGAUGAACCUGCUGAGGGAGCAGUCUCGAACACGACCCAUCUCGCCCAAAGAGAUCGAGCGCAUGGUCGGCAUCAUCCACCGCAAGUUCAGCUCCAUCCAGAUGCAGCUGAAGCAGAGCACCUGCGAGGCCGUCAUGAUCCUGCGCUCGCGCUUUCUCGACGCCAGACGAAAGAGGAGGAACUUCAACAAACAGGCGACAGAGAUCCUAAACGAGUACUUCUACUCCCACCUCAGUAACCCCUAUCCCAGUGAGGAGGCCAAAGAAGAGCUGGCCAAGAAAUGCAGCAUCACAGUGUCGCAGGUAUCAAACUGGUUUGGGAACAAGAGAAUCCGAUACAAGAAAAACAUCGGCAAGUUCCAAGAAGAGGCCAACAUGUAUGCAGCGAGGACCGCGGUCAACGCAACCAGCGUGUCUGCUCACGGCAGCCAGGCGAACUCCCCAUCAACUCCCAACUCAGCAGGUUCUGCUGGCUCUUUUAACAUGUCAAACUCCGGAGACUUGUUCAUGAGUGUGCAGUCCCUCAAUGGGGACUCGUACCAAGGGGGGCAGGUUGGGGCCAACAUACAAUCCCAGGUGGAUACCCUUCGCCAUGUUAUCAGCCAGACCGGAGGAUACAGUGACAGCCUCGCGGCCAGCCAGAUGUACAGUCCACAGGGCAUCAACACAAAUGGUGGCUGGCAAGAUGCUCCGACUCCUUCGUCAGUGACAUCGCCCACAGAAGGACCCGGGAGCGUUCAUUCGGAUACUUCCAACUGAAUAUAUCCAUCUCUACGCCUCAUCUACAAAAAACAUGGACUGACCUUGCUAUUCACAGUAUUAAACAAAGGAAUUCUCUGUCCCACAGUUUGGAGAGGUACUGUGAAAUCCUAACCAGAAAAUAGAAAUUAUAUUUCCUCUGCUUAUAACGUUGGACAUUUGGGAUACAAACAAAAAGUUUCACACUAAAAAUCCAAACAAUACCGCAGUCAGUGGAGACUGGGGCUUUGUACAGAUUUCACAUUAUAUUCAGAGGGCUGGGGUUACUUAUUCACUCAUAAUGUUUUCACUCAUAAUGAUGAAAUGAUAUGAUAAAGUAAAUAAAUCAAAUCAUUGGUUUUAACUGAAAAUACUUCAUUCUACCUCUCAGCCACUAAAAAAAGUAGAAAAAAUAUGUCAGUGACCAUUAUUUGUUUUGUAAAAAUGAAACUUUUGUCUUUGCAAGCAAGAGGCACAUCUUCUUACUUACAUUUUGUUGUCUCUCACCUAUUCUAUGGUACGCCAUUUAGACUUAAAUAUUGCUCAGUUGUUUACAAUGUGUGCUUGAUAAAAGUAUGUUCAUCUUCCCCUCUGUCUCCGACAAGUCAAAACAGAGUUCUGUCAGGAGAUUUUACCUCUAAGGUAACCCUGUGAAGUAUGUUAUCUGUAAAACAAUAAAUAAAUACUUGUCAUCAAAUCAGACAAGCUUGACAUCAUUCAUUAAGAUGGAGGACAUAUCGACUUAAAAACUAAUUAUUUUUCACUCUGUUGGUUUUGGUUCUGCAGCAUAUUGGUAGACAGUCACAGAAUCGCAGGAUUCGCAGACGCAAUGACAAAAACAGGAAUUUUGUCUUUUUCUUUUCAUCUGCUUCAGAAGCUCUAAGAGACAAAUGAGAGGGGAAAAAAUCUGGUUUCUGCUUGAUCUAAAGCCUGAUCUAAAUUAUUUCACUGAGGACAAAAAAUGUUUUGCAAGAACAAUCUUUCUAAGUUCAUUAUUUUUAUUUUUUUUCGUGUGUGAACACAGGUGAAAAAAAGUUUUGGCAGGUAAAAAAAAAAGUCUUUCUUCAGGAUUAUUUUUCUGUUUGUUGUUGUGAUUCUCAUUCCGGCCACAUGUUCUCAUAAGGAGUGUCCCUGUUACUAUGGCGAAUGUCAGUAUAGCUAAUGCUAACUGCAGAUUGCUAGCCCAAAGAAAGAAAUCACAGUAAUGCUACAUAGCUUGCUAACACACAAUUGUCAAUGGACAAAUUAUGACUCACCUGGAAAAAAAAAACUUUCAGUCCUGUUUAGAGCAUGCGUUAACAGUACACUUCAGCCUCCUGUGGCUGAAACGAG